AUGCUGCCGAAAAAACCCGCAGGAAAGGGCGCGGCGCGGGAGCCAGGGUCAGCAGAGCCCCCAGCCCGGCUUUGCACCCGCGCCGCGCCCCCGUGCGCCGCCCUCGCUGCCCUCCUGUCCGUGGUUGCUCUGACUUCUUGUUUGUACCUCGGGGUGAAAACCUGUGACCUCCAGGCGAGGGUCGCCGCGUUGGAAUCCGCCAAAGGUGCACCCUCCAUCCAUCUGCUGCCCGACACCCUGGAUCAGCUGAAGGCUAUAGUGCAGGAGAAAGUGGAGCGCCUUCUGGCUCAGAAAUCCUAUGAACAUAUGGCUAAAAUAAGAAUCGCAAGAGAAGCACCUUCAGAGUGUAACUGCCCAGCAGGUCCUCCAGGGAAACGGGGGAAGAGGGGCCGAAGAGGAGAAUCUGGUCCUCCUGGGCAGCCUGGUCCUCAGGGCCCUCCUGGUCCAAAAGGUGAUAAGGGAGAACAAGGUGACCAGGGACCUCGGAUGGUGUUUCCUAAAAUCAAUCAUGGCUUUCUCUCUGCUGAUCAGCAGCUCAUUAAACGCCGCCUGAUUAAGGGUGACCAAGGGCAAGCAGGACCUCCUGGACCCCCAGGCCCUCCAGGUCCCAGAGGGCCACCUGGGGACACCGGGAAGGAUGGCCCCCGAGGGAUGCCAGGAGUGCCUGGUGAACCAGGGAAACCCGGAGAACAAGGCUUAAUGGGUCCUCUGGGGCCUCCAGGACAAAAGGGAUCUCUUGGAGCACCUGGAAUUCCGGGGAUGAAUGGACAGAAGGGUGAGCCUGGGUUGCCUGGAGUGGAAGGACAGGACGGGGCCCCUGGACCGAAGGGAGAACCUGGAAAACAAGGAGAAAAGGGAGAUGCUGGAGAAGGUGGCCCCAAAGGUGACACAGGAGAAAAGGGUGACCCUGGAUCAUCUGCUGCAGGAAUCAAGGGAGAACCUGGAGAAUCUGGUCGCCCAGGGCAAAAGGGUGAACCAGGGCUUCCUGGGCUUCCUGGACUUCCGGGGAUCAAGGGAGAACCAGGUUUUAUUGGUCCUCAAGGGGAACCAGGCUUACCAGGCUUACCAGGAACAAAAGGUGAACGUGGGGAGGCAGGGCCCCCAGGAAGAGGGGAGCGAGGGGAGCCCGGAGCCCCUGGCCCGAAGGGGAAACAAGGUGAACCAGGAACUAGAGGCCCAAAGGGGUCAAAGGGUGAUCGUGGAGACAAAGGGGAUGCUGGAGCUCUGGGACCCAGGGGUCCACCAGGGCAAAAAGGCGAUCCGGGAGCCACAGAGAUCAUAGACUACAAUGGCAACCUCCACGAAGCCUUACAGAGGAUUACUACCUUAACUGUCACGGGUCCCCCUGGGCCUCCUGGACCUCAAGGACUACAAGGGCCAAAGGGUGAGCCAGGAUCUCCAGGAACCCCAGGAGCUGAUGGAGAACAGGGGCUCAAGGGCUCUAAGGGUGACACAGGAGACCCAGGUAUGCCAGGUGAAAAAGGAGGAAUUGGACUUCCUGGAUUACCGGGUGCCAACGGUGUGAAAGGAGAAAAGGGUGACUCCGGAUUACCAGGCCCGCAAGGUCCUUCUAUCAUAGGCCCGCCGGGCCCCCCAGGCCCCCACGGUCCACCUGGCCCCAUGGGACCCCAUGGACUUCCUGGACCCAAGGGAGCAUCUGGCUUAGACGGAAAGCCAGGAUCCCGGGGUACAGCUGGUCCUAUGGGACCCCACGGCCCUGCCGGUCCCAAAGGAGAAAGAGGAGAAAAAGGAGUCAUGGGAGAACCUGGACCCAGAGGGCCCUACGGCCUGCCUGGGAAAGAUGGAGAGCCUGGUCUUGAUGGCUUCCCUGGGCCUCGAGGCGAGAAGGGUGACCUAGGAGAAAAGGGGGAGAAGGGAUUCCGUGGCGUUAAGGGGGAAAAAGGGGAGCCAGGCCAGCCUGGCUUGGACGGGCUGGAUGCCCCUUGCCAAUUGGGCCCAGAUGGAUUACCCAUGCCUGGCUGUUGGCAGAAGGGGGUUACACCGUGGCUCAUUGCCAAAAAGAGAUAAGUUGAUGGAGAGCGUGCGCAUGGUUGGUCUUGUAUUUUGAGGGAGUUGUAGUCCCAACUGCAGAUCUACAGCUUCCAGUGCCACGGGCUCUUGGGGUCACCUUGGUUAAG
Messenger RNA from Octodon degus (degu), 2138 nucleotides. It is a transcript of the gene Col25a1, whose product is annotated as collagen type XXV alpha 1 chain. The transcript is spliced from 38 exons. Bases 1 to 2028 code for a protein of 675 amino acids. NCBI's taxonomy places the organism in Eukaryota, Metazoa, Chordata, Mammalia, Rodentia, Octodontidae. The record is from RefSeq and is a predicted model, not a curated record.